Molecule: messenger RNA, 798 nt
Organism: Leptosia nina
Lineage: Eukaryota; Metazoa; Arthropoda; Insecta; Lepidoptera; Pieridae
Source: the annotation of a GenBank genome assembly
AUGGAGGCUGAUAAGCGAUUAAAGAAAUUCAACUUGAAAGUUUUAAAAACCAUUGGCCAAGGAACUUACGGGUCUGAUAGUGCAAAUGAAGUUAAAAUUUUAGCGUCCAUGUGUCACCCGAAUAUUAUCAAGUUCUUUAAUUGUCAUUAUGUGGACAAUCAUGUGUUAAUAUGUAUGGAAUAUGCAACGAAUGGUAAUUUAGCCGAGUUCAUGUAUCAGAAAUGCCCGAAACUUAUAAAACAAGAGGAGAUAUUAUUUUACUAUUGUCAAGUUCUAUUAGGAGUUAAUUACAUUCACCAACUAGAUAUAAUACAUAGAGAUUUGAAGGCUGAGAAUAUUUUACUAACUGGAAAAAAUGGUGUAUUGGUGAAAAUAGGUGACUUCGGAAUAUCGAAAAUGUUAGCCAGUGCCAAAAAAACGUCCACUGUAAUUGGUACACCCUAUUACCUUGCGCCGGAGCUUUGCGAGGGAAAACCCUAUGACACUAAAAGUGACAUUUGGGCUCUCGGUUGCUUGCUGUAUGAAAUGUGUACACAUAGAAGAGCCUUUGAUUCUGAGUCAUUGAUUGGCUUGGUGAAAGUGAUAACAAGUGGAAGUGUAGUUCCGAUCGACUCGGCAGUCUACGAGAGAGGCAUUCAAGAUCUCAUUGACUCCAUGUUAUCUGUGCUACCAGAUAAGAGGCCCACCAUCAAAGAGGUUAUUGGACGAAAAGUUUUGCUCCCUAUGAUUUACACUGUUUACUUAGAUGCAGGUGAAGAUCAACUAUUAAACAGUAAAGUAGCACAGUAUAGAUUAUAA